GUCAACAUUCCUCUGUGAAUGUCGUCACUAGAAAAAAGAAGCAUCGUUGAUUCAUUUGCAGCAAAAAAAUGCAAAAAAUUGUUUAAUACGCGCAAAAGAUAAAAAUAUUAACAAAUAAGUGCAAACAAAUUAUAAAUUUAUACAAAAAAAGACACCCGCUAACGAGGCUGAGCCCGACGAAAGUACCCCCCUGAUGGAAGGCCACGUCGGAGCCCCUCAGAUCAGUUGCAACAACUCGAUAACUGGUGGAGCUGAACGCAAACGUCAGCAAAAGCGUAAGGUAGAACAGCUAAAUAGCUAUGGCGGCACAGAGCAGCGAGAUGCAACAGAUGGGGCAAUUUUAGAUGUACCCAAUGUUGAAAUACGCAGCAGACGUGUGCGGAAUGUAGAUGGUGAAAAUCCCUCUGAUCCAGAUGCACCCUCUGGAUCUCAGCCUACUAAUACGGAAGCAGAAGAUGAGGAGCAGGGUUUGAAAUAUGGAGCUCAACAUGUUAUUAAGAUUUUUGCUCCCGUCUCCUUGUGCAUGUUGGUGGUGGUGGCCACCAUUAAUUCGAUUACGUUUUAUACCUAUACUGAUACGUAUUUAUUAUAUACACCAUUCCAUGAAUUGUCUGAAGAUAAGGGUACAAAACUUUGGAAUGCCUUGGCCAAUUCAUUGAUUCUUCUCUCCGUCGUAGUGGUAAUGACCAUUUUUCUAAUUGUUCUAUAUAAGAAACGCUGUUAUAAAAUCAUACAUGGCUGGUUAAUUCUAUCAUCGUUUAUGUUAUUAUUCAUAUUUAGUUAUUUGUAUUUGGAAGAGCUUUUAAGAGCCUAUAAUGUUGCUAUGGAUUAUCCCACCACUCUGUUGAUUUUGUGGAAUUUUGGUGUUAUGGGCAUGAUAGCCAUACAUUGGCAAAGUCCUUUGAAACUGCAGCAGGCUUAUCUUAUAUUUGUAUCGGCUCUAAUGGCCUUGGUAUUCAUAAAAUAUUUACCAGAAUGGACUGCCUGGGCUGUAUUGGCGGCAAUUUCUAUUUGGGAUUUAAUUGCGGUUUUAACACCCAAAGGACCAUUGCGCAUUUUAGUGGAAACCGCUCAGGAAAGAAAUGAACAAAUAUUCCCGGCUUUAAUUUAUUCUUCCACUGUUUUGUAUAUGUUUAUGGGAACCCAUGCUCCGGCCCAACGCAACAAUUCUUCAGAUUCAAAUUCACCCAACUCUCCGCAUACCUCUACUUCAUCGACUUCAGUUUCCCGUACAGGUACAAGUGCACCUCCUAGUGCUGAAGGUAUGCCUCUAGUGACAUUUAAAACGCGCGGAAAUGAAGCAGCUGGCUUUACUGAAGAAUGGACUUCAAAUUUAGAUGAUCGUAUGGCUCGACGUCAAAUAGAGGUACAGGCUAGUACCUCAGAUAAUGCCAACCGUUCAACUAAUUACCGUACGGUCACGACUCAGGAAAAUAGACCCACUCAGAUGGGCAGUAAUAUGACGGAAGCUCAAGAAGAACGUGGCAUUAAACUCGGUCUUGGCGACUUUAUAUUCUACUCUGUGUUAGUGGGCAAAGCUUCGUCUUAUGGAGAUUGGGCCACAACAAUUGCCUGCUUUGUUGCUAUCUUAGUAGGUCUAUGCCUUACACUAGUUUUACUAGCCAUAUGGCGUAAAGCUUUACCAGCGUUGCCCAUAUCUAUAUUCUUUGGACUAUUCUUCUGUUUAGCCACAAGUGCUAUAGUCAAACCGUUCAUGGAAGAACUUUCAGACCAGCAAGUUUUUAUAUGAAAGAAGAUGGAAAACUUAAGAAAUUUAAAACAAAUGUAAGCAUAUAAUGACAUUAUUUCUUUAAAGAAUAAUUUUUCUAAUUUAAGUAUUAAGAUUAACAAUCUAAACCUGAAACAUAAUUAAUUUAUGUAUAACCCACUAUUGAUUUAUAUUUACGUUUUUUUUUUAACAUUUAUUUUGUGAAUUUUAAAAACAAUUAUUUAAUAUAAAGUCUCACUUAAACAAUGA
Calliphora vicina (urban bluebottle blowfly) is the source of this 1978-nucleotide messenger RNA. RefSeq names its product presenilin (gene Psn). The transcript is spliced from 9 exons. Lineage: Eukaryota; Metazoa; Arthropoda; Insecta; Diptera; Calliphoridae. The coding region runs from base 194 to 1750 and encodes 518 amino acids. Gene Ontology annotation, cellular component: ciliary rootlet; membrane raft; cell cortex. The record is from RefSeq and is a predicted model, not a curated record. Gene Ontology annotation, molecular function: aspartic endopeptidase activity, intramembrane cleaving. Gene Ontology annotation, biological process: protein processing; amyloid precursor protein catabolic process; membrane protein ectodomain proteolysis.